UGACAGCUUGAAGGUUAAGUAGAAUUCGUAUACUCCUGACUCGCUCUCUGUUUUGUAUCCAUCUAUAGCUUUACAAUAUCGUGCAUACCUGUUGAUCUUGAUCAAAAUGAAGUGUAUUACUCCUGAAAUUUCGUGGCAUAAUCGCGACCCAGUCCUGAGUGUCGAUGUACAGAGCGGUUUGAAUGAAGAUCUGAAAGGAGAUACGUUUUGGAGAGUGGCGACUGGAGGAGCGGAUUGUCAUGUUUUGAUUUGGCAUUUAACGACAACCAAAUGUGGGAGAGCUAUUGUGAAUUUUGCAGCAGACUUGGAUCGUCAUCAGAGAGCAGUAAAUGUUGUGAGAUUUUCUUUGUCGAGGGAAAUUCUAGCAUCAGGAGAUGAUGAAUCGAUUAUUAUUUUGUGGAAAAUCAAGGAUGGACGAGACUUGUCUCCAUCUUCAAGUGAUACAGAAAAUAAAGAACAGUGGACUUCCUGGAAAGUACUAAAAGGUCACAUCGAAGACAUUUAUGAUAUUAGUUGGUCGCCGGAUUCCAAUUUUUUAAUCUCUGGAUCUGUUGAUAAUACCGCUAUACUAUGGGAUAUCCAGAAAGGUCGUAAAACUGCGAUAUUACAGGACCACAAAGGUUUUGUUCAAGGAGUAUCUUGGGAUCCUUGCAAUCAAUAUGUAUGCACUAUCAGCACAGACAGAUACUGUCGUUUAAUAAGCAUUGCCACGAAAAAGGUUGUUCAGCGCGUUUAUAAGUCUAAAAUCCCAACACCAUCCGAUAGCUCAUUGCAGGGGAAAUUCGUGCGUCUAUUUUACGACGAUACUUUCAAAUCUUUCUUCCGCAGGUUGACCUUCUCGAUAGACGGAUCCCUAAUUUUCGUUCCAUCUGGAAUAAUCGAGUUGCAGGAGACUACAGAGACUAUAUCAAAUGCAGUAAUUGUUUUCUCUAGAAAAAAUAUAAGAGAACCAAUAAUGAUCUUACCUACUUUAAAUGAAUGUACUAUAGCAGUACGAUGUUGCCCUGUCUAUUUUGUAUUGCGACAGGAUAGUCCAGAUGCUUUAAUACCGUUGCCUUAUAGAAUGGUAUUUGCUGUUGCGACGCAGAGUUCUAUAUUACUCUACGAUACGCAGCAGACUUCUCCGAUCGGUGUGGUAUCGCUCAUUCAUUAUGGUAGAUUAAAUGAUCUUUCGUGGUCUAGCGAUGGCAAAAUUUUAAUCACGUCUUCGAGUGAUGGUUACUGUUCCAUAAUACACUUUGAAGAAGGUGAACUAGGGGAAAUUUAUAAGAUGAAAGAAAAUUCUUUACAAGAGAGUACAAUAAUAAAGGAAGCAUCCAAAAAUUCUAGUAAAAAAUCUUUGUACAGUACAAUCAAAGACAAAAAUAAUGUUCCAACAUUCGAUGUGGAUGAUUGUGCGAUGGACAUUGAACUUAUAGAAAGCAACACACUCAACACAAUAACGAAUAAUCGAUCUGAAGAACUUAAUGAACAGAAACCGAACGAAAUUAUUAGUAGCGAAAAUAUUACAUCAAAAAAUAAUUUACAGAUAGACAAGAAAUUGAAUGAAGAAGAAACAGAAGAUAUCAAAUUGGUGUAUAAUGAAGAAAAUAGUAGCGAUGUGAUCAAAAUCAAAACCAGAAAUAGUCCGCCAAAGUCUAAUGCUCUUAUUAUAUGUAACAAAACUCCUAGAAGAGUAAAAUUAAUAACUUUAUCGAGUCCAAAAAGACUCAAGAAAUAAUAGCUUGUAAAAAAUAGACUUCUAAGAUUUAUUAUGUAACUUUUAACUA
This is a messenger RNA of Atta colombica, 1769 nucleotides long. It is a transcript of the gene Caf1-105, whose product is annotated as chromatin assembly factor 1 subunit B. The record is from RefSeq and is a predicted model, not a curated record. Gene Ontology annotation, biological process: nucleosome assembly; DNA replication-dependent chromatin assembly. NCBI's taxonomy places the organism in Eukaryota, Metazoa, Arthropoda, Insecta, Hymenoptera, Formicidae. Gene Ontology annotation, molecular function: protein binding. Bases 107 to 1720 code for a protein of 537 amino acids. Gene Ontology annotation, cellular component: nucleus; CAF-1 complex. The transcript is spliced from 6 exons.